AUGAACGGGUCCCACACACAUAAACACAAAUGCCUUACUUUAAUUAUUGCAUUGGCUUUUGGUUGGGGGGAGGCUUUUUUGAUAAAUUAUAUGUAUAUAUUGUCUGCGGGCGGAUAUUUAUUUAAUUAUUUUCUGUGUGUGGCUGGUUGGUUUGGUUGGUCAUUUUUCUUGUUGGAACAAUGUUUGAACGUGUUGGAGAAGAAAAGAAGAAGAAGAUGAUUAUUGCUGCCUUUUUUCGAUAUUUUUAUUUUUUAUUAUAUUUUCU
Molecule: messenger RNA, 265 nt
Organism: Meloidogyne enterolobii
Lineage: Eukaryota; Metazoa; Nematoda; Chromadorea; Rhabditida; Meloidogynidae
Source: the annotation of a GenBank genome assembly